AUCCAGGAACUCCCAGAAGAGGUUCGCGUUGUCGAAUCCAUCUCUGAAGACGGCAAACCAAAGAAGAAGAAGAUCCGCACUCGUGUGAUCAAGAAGGUCAAGGGAGACAAACAAGAAGUCACCAAGAUCGAAACCGUCGAGGAGGAUGACAAGCCUUCGGAGACUACAGUCACCGUUGAAGAGGUUCCUUACGAAGAAGAGAAACCUGAGGAGAUCCAGGAACUCCCAGAAGAGGUUCGCGUUGUCGAAUCCAUCUCUGAAGACGGCAAACCAAAGAAGAAGAAGAUCCGCACUCGUGUGAUCAAGAAGGUCAAGGGAGACAAACAAGAAGUCACCAAGAUCGAAACAGUCGAGGAGGAUGACAAGCCUUCGGAGACUACAGUCACCGUUGAAGAGGUUCCUUACGAAGAAGAGAAACCUGAGGAGAUCCAGGAACUCCCAGAAGAGGUUCGCGUUAUCGAAUCCAUCUCUGAAGACGGCAAACCAAAGAAGAAGAAGAUCCGCACUCGCGUAAUCAAAAAGGUCAAGGGUGACAAACAAGAAGUCACCAAGAUCGAAACCGUCGAGGAGGAUGACAAGGUACCAGAGACUACAGUCACCGUUGAAGAGGUUCCUUACGAAGAAGAGAAACCUGAGGAGAUCCAGGAACUCCCAGAAGAGGUUCGCGUUAUCGAAUCCAUCUCUGAAGACGGCAAACCAAAGAAGAAGAAGAUCCGCACUCGUGUGAUCAAGAAGGUCAAGGGAGACAAACAAGAAGUCACCAAGAUCGAAACCGUCGAGGAGGAUGACAAGUUACCAGAGACUACAGUCAUCGUUGAAGAGGCUCCUUACGAAGAGGAGAAACCUGAGGAGAUCCAGGAACUCCCAGAAGAGGUUCGCGUUGUCGAAUCCAUCUCUGAAGACGGUAAACCCAAGAAGAAGAAGAUCCGCACUCGUGUCAUCAAGAAGGUCAAGGGAGACAAACAAGAAGUCACCAAGAUCGAAACCGUCGAGGAGGAUGACAAGCCUUCUGAAACUACAGUCACCGUUGAAGAGGUUCCUUACGAUGAAGAGAAACCUGAGGAGAUCCAGGAACUCCCAGAAGAGGUUUGCGUUGUCGAAUCCAUCUCUGAAGACGGCAAACCAAAGAAAAAGAAGAUCCGCACUCGUGUGAUCAAGAAGGUCAAGGGAGACAAACAAGAAGUCACCAAGAUCGAAACCGUCGAGGAGGAUGACAAGCCUUCGGAGACUACAGUCACCGUUGAAGAGGUUCCUUACGAAGAAGAGAAACCUGAGGAGAUCCAGGAACUCCCAGAAGAGGUUCGCGUUGUCGAAUCCAUCUCUGAAGACGGUAAACCCAAGAAGAAGAAGAUCCGCACUCGCGUAAUCAAGAAGGUCAAGGGAGAUAAACAAGAAGUCACCAAGAUCGAAACCGUCGAGGAGGAUGACAAGCCUUCUGAAACUACUGUCACCGUUGAAGAAGUUCCUUACCAGGAGGAGAAACCUGAGGAGAUCCAGGAACUCCCAGAAGAGGUUCGCGUUGUCGAAUCCAUCUCUGAAGACGGCAAACCAAAAAAGAAGAAGAUCCGCACUCGUGUGAUCAAGAAGGUCAAGGGAGACAAACAAGAAGUCACCAAGAUCGAAACCGUCGAGGAGGAUGACAAGGUACCAGAGACUACAGUCACCGUUGAAGAGGCUCCUUACGAAGAAGAGAAACCUGAGGAGAUCCAGGAACUCCCAGAAGAGGUUCGCGUUGUCGAAUCCAUCUCUAAAGACGGCAAACCAAAGAAGAAGAAGAUCCGCACUCGUGUGAUCAAGAAGGUCAAGGGAGACAAACAAGAAGUCACCAAGAUCGAAACCGUCGAGGAGGAUGACAAGCCUUCUGAAACUACUGUCACCGUUGAAGAAGUUCCUUACCAGGAGGAGAAACCUGAGGAGAUCCAGGAACUCCCAGAAGAGGUUCGCGUUGUCGAAUCCAUCUCUGAAGACGGCAACCCAAAGAAGAAGAAGAUCCGCACUCGUGUGAUCAAGAAGGUCAAGGGAGACAAACAAGAAGUCACCAAGAUCGAAACCGUCGAGGAGGAUGACAAGCCUUCUGAAACUACUGUCACCGUUGAAGAAGUUCCUUACGAAGAGGAGAAACCUGAGGAGAUCCAGGAACUGCCAGAAGAGGUUCGCGUUGUUGAAUCCAUCUCUGAAGACGGCAAACCCAAGACGAAGAAGAUCCGCACUCGUGUGAUCAAGAAGGUCAAGGGAGAUAAACAAGAAGUCACCAAGAUCGAAACCGUCGAGGAGGAUGACAAGCCUUCUGAAACUACUGUCACCAUUGAAGAAGUUCCUUACGAAGAGGAGAAACCUGAGGAGAUCCAGGAACUCCCAGAAGAGGUUCGCGUUGUUGAAUCCAUCUCUGAAGACGGCAAACCAAAGAAGAAGAAGAUCCGCACUCGUGUGAUCAAGAAGGUCAAGGGAGACAAACAAGAAGUCACCAAGAUCGAAACCGUCGAGGAGGAUGACAAGCCUUCUGAAACUACUGUCACCGUUGAAGAAGUUCCUUACGAAGAGGAGAAACCUGAGGACAUCCAGGAACUCCCAGAAGAGGUUCGCGUUGUCGAAUCCAUCUCUGAAGACGGCAAACCCAAGACGAAGAAGAUCCGCACUCGCGUAAUCAAGAAGGUCAAGGGUGACAAACAAGAAGUUACCAAGAUCGAAACCGUAGAGGAGGAUGACAAGCAACCAGAGACAACAGUGACGGUGGAAGAAACAGAUCUGAAGACUCCAUUUGAUGGCAAAGUGAAGCUUAAGAAGAGAGUCAUUGUGCAAAAGCCUGAAGAUGAGGAAACCGUGGUCGAGUUACCUGAAAGAAAAUCUGUUAUUCUCUCAGAGAAAGAAGAUGGUACUCCCACAAAGACAGUUGUGAAGACACGUAUCAUCAAGAAGAUCAAGGGCGCUAACAUGGAGGUAACUAAGAUUCAAACUGUAGAGGAGUACGAGAAGGAGCCAAAGACAAAGGUGACAGUGGAGAACUUUGAGUUGCCCUUCCCUGAGCUUCCAGAGGAAAAGCUCUCCGAGGUGACGGUUCUGCCCGAUGAGGUACUGGAAUCUGAAACUGUAGACGAAGAAGGUGCGCCGAAGAUUGUGAAAACGAAGAAACGUGUGAUCAAAAAGCCAACAAGUGACAAGACAGAAGAGGUUACGCAGAUUGAUAUCAUUGAACAAGAUGAUGCGGAGCCGAUCUAUUCGAUUUCGGUAACCGAACAGCCUAUAACCGAGUCUAGGCCAGAGGACAAUAAGUCUUUGGAACUACCGGAACAAGUGGCAGAACUGGAAUACACUUCUCACGAUGGAACCAAAAAGAAGAAGACCGUCAAGUCAAGAGCCUUCAAAAAGAACCUCGACGAUAAACUCGACGAAGUGACAACGGUACAGACAGUCGUCGAAGACGACAAGGAACCCUUGACAACAGUGCAAGUGGAGGUUGUGCCUGCGGAGGACUUCACCCCUAUACCGAUUGAGGAAUUGCCGGAGGAGACAACCUUUACCGAAGAGCUUGACAGCAACAAGAAACCAAAGAAGAAGACGACUAAAACGCGUACGUUUAAGAAACAGGGUCCAGAGGAAGAGGAUCUGGAAUAUUUCCAGAUACAAACCAUCGAGGAAGAGGGCAAAGAGCCCUAUUCGUUGAUACGGGUUGUAAGCGAUGAAAAUCUCUCUGAUAUCGCUGACAUCAUCGAUAUUAGUAAAUGCGACGAUGAAAAGGUUUCACCCAACAAACACAAACAAAAGCCACACAAAAAACCCAAGGUGGAGAAACAAGCAAAGCCCGAAAACACAACAACAGAAUACAUAACGACAUUCAAAUCGGUACAAAACGAAGAUGGAGAGACCACAAUUGAAACCGAACAGAAACGAAUCUCACAGGAGGAACAAGGCAUCGUUGUUGAGGAGGUACUCAGUGAUACCGAACCCAUUCCAGAAGACACUACAACACCACAAUCAACACCACACCUAGAAAUUGUUGAAGUCAGCGAGACAACAGACCAACAGAACAACAAAGAGUACACUAUCACAGAACCCGAAGAUGUUGUAAGUGCAGCAGACUCAGGAGACGACAAAAAGAAACCUAAACAGAAAAAGAAACCCGCUACCAAGGCUCCCAUUGAGGAGGAGACAAUUGUAGAAGAGGAACAGGAGGAGGCUCCUAUUGGGGAGACACUGACAGACGAGGGUCCUACAGGGGAGACGACACUGACAGAGGAGGGUCCUGGGGAAAAGACGGGGGCUAAGAAACGCAAACCAAAGAAAUUAGUUGUCAUAGAAGAGGGUAAGGUUGACGAGAGUCCUCCUACUGCUACUGCUGAAAAGAAAGAUAAACCCAAGAAAAAGAAGGUCAUCAAAUCGAAACGCGAUGAUAUGGAUGCAUACAUACAAUUCCUCAUUCAUCAGGAGAUACCUAAGACAGUCCUUCCGGGAUAUCAGCGCACGGAAAUGGAACUUCCGCAACGAGCUCGUCGUGAUUCGUCCUUCAAGCAACCACAACCCAUGAAGUUGACACCCAUGAAAAUCGAGAAAAUCGAAUUUAAACGUCCGAAAAUGGUGGAAAUCAGUUCCGUUGCAGAAUUCCCGCAAAUGCUGAAACUCAAAGCGCCCAAGCAACGCCCCGAGGUGGAGAAAAAGAAGAAACCCGAAGCAUCGUUCAAGAACAAGAAACUCAAGAGUUGGAUACGAUUCAUACCAUUCUCUCCGUACUGCUUCCCGUAUGUUCUGACCGAGCUGGAGACCCAUCGGGAGAGUGGAGAACUUUCUCGUAAUAUUGAAGAGGCCGAAGAGGUUCUGCGGCUGCGCCCCAAGAAGUUUAAACAUCGCAAACCUUCAAAGGCCGAGCUGGAGCAGCCCGAUCUCGAAACCUUCGACUCUGAGGAGAGCCAACACUCGGAUGAGGAACAACCCAAGCCCAAGUACAAGCGUGGAAAGAAGGUAAAGGUGGAAACUCCUGAGGAAAUUCGUAAGCUCAAACUUGGCAAAGGCAAGAUUCCACAGAAUGUCGAAACCAUCGAAGAAGUUCACUUGAAACCAGUGAAAAUCGAGGGCCAAGAAGAGGGAAUUGAAGAGAAACCUCAAAAGGCGGCUGAAGAGGAGGUGCCAAAGAAAAAGAAGUCCAAAAAGUCAGAUAAACCUCAGGACUCACUCCACUUUGAACCCACAGAAAUCACAGAUUUCGAAAGAACUUUGGAACAACCUGAAGAAUCGGAGACAUCAAUUGUUGAGGAAACUGAAACACUGGAUAAACCCAAGCACAAGCGAAAGAAGAAGGUUACACCUACACCCGAAACAAAUCUACACAAAAUCACUCCCGGAAAGCCAAAGGAUGUUGAAGAAACACCCGAGGACGAUCUAAAGCUGCGUUAUCGUCAAGGCGAAAGACCUGAGGAUGUCCAGGAAGAGGUAAAACUGAAGCCUUUCUUCAAAUAUGAUGUAGAGGAACUGGAACCAGAAGUCAUUCCCGAGGAAGCAUUGGAAACCCCGAGAAAACCCAUCAAAGAACCAAAGAAAAAGCGCAAGAUUAAGGUCAAGACUGAUGUAGAAGAAAACACCAUUGAAAUUGUGGAAGUUUCACCGAAAGAUAGUGAUGAGAAGAUCUACGAAAUUACCAUCACAAGUUCGGAAACAGUUCAGGAUGACAGAAAACCCAAGAAAGCACUCAAAAAGAAGGUCAAACGCAUGAACAAAGAAGAACUUGAGGAAUUUGUGGCCGAAAUCAAGAAAGAGCCCGAACAAAAGUUCUAUGAAACCCGCACAGAAGACUUCUUUGAGGUGAAACUCACAGAACUACAGCCUGAUGAGGAGGUUCCAUCCGAAGAGAAGCCCAAAAAGCGUAGAAUUCUCCAUGAAAAGGGUAACGAAACGGAGAUCCUAGAAAUUGUGGAAAGUGUGCCUACUGAAGGCGAAGAACCUCUCUAUGAAAUAACCAUAACCACAAGCGAAACAAAGGAGGAGGAAUGUGUUUCUCCAGCUGCAGAAAAGCCCAAGAGGAAAACCAAGAAAAUGAAAAAGGAUGAACUUGAUGCGUACAUUCAGCAACUGAUCAACGCAGAAAUUCCCCUUACCGAGUUGGAGAAAUACGAGAAAAUCGAUGUGGAUGGCAAACCAAAGAAGGCCAAGAAACAAAAGCCAAAGCCCAAGGAAGAAGUCUAUCCAGAAGGCGAUUCACACCAAAUCGGAGUCACGGAACACGAGCCCAAGGAAAAGCCAAAGGCCAAGAAACCCAAGGCCAAGAAAAUCAUCAAAGAAAAGGAAACUCUUGAAACGGAGGUAAUUCCAGUGUACGAUGAGUUCUUGAUCAAGAAGAUCGAUUCGGAGCGGGCUCCCCAGGAAGAGGUUGAAGAGUCCGAGGAGGAAAUCGUUCCCGAAUUGGAUGAAAUCAUUGCUGAUCUACAGGAAACCCUUCCCAUAGUUGUCCUCGAAGAGGAAGUGGAAACAGUGCCACUGGUAUUGGAGGAAGUUGAACUCAAAGAGGAGAAAAUCACCAAAAAGCGAAAGGUCAAGACCCGGAAGGGUUCCAAGCAGUAUGAGAUUGAAAUCUUUGAAACCGAGGCACCCGAGGACACACCCGAAGAAGCAAAGGUCAUCGUCAUAACCACAGAAACAACAGAAGAUACAACUGAUGCUCCAGCAGAAGAUAAGCCCGAGGCACCCAAGAAAACAGUGAAAAAGGUCAAGAAGGAAAAACUUAAGGAGUACAUCGUCAAGGUUGUAGAAGAGGCACCUCUCGAAUUGAUUGCCGAGAUAUCUGAAGAUUAUACACCACUUCCAGAGAGAGAUCAAUCACCAGUGGAUGAUAUAACCUCCUUUACCACAACAGUUAUUGAAGAGGAGACUCUGCAAGAGGUUCGACCUGAAGAGGAGAAACCCGAAGAAGUUCGCAACCUUCCCAAGGAUAAGAAAAAGAAAUCGGAGAAGCAGAAAAAGGUGAAAAUAACCGAAACGGAACCAGCACUUGCUCCAGAGGAAACAACUAUCACAGAAGAUAUUGUAUCUGUAACUGAAAUAGAUGAGACACCGCAAGCCGAGGAAUAUUCUGUGGAAGUCAAGGACUCUGCACCCAAGAAAACAAAGAAACCAGCCAAGAAACCAAAGGAGGUAGCCCCUGCCGAACCCAUAAGUGAAUAUACAAUUCGCGUGGAAGAAUUGGCACCCGAAACAAUCAUCGAGGAAACAAUCAAUGAAGAGGGUAAGACUGUGGAACGUGUCGUAACCAAACGUAAGCUCAAGAAGAAGGCUGGACCCAAGGAAUAUCUCAUCGAAGUGAUUGAAACCUACGAAGAGAACAAACCCGAAGCUGAAGUCGUAGUCCAAACUACAGAAAUCACAUCAGCCACGGAGGAACAACCACAAGAGGAGCACAAGAUCAAGAUUGUCAAGAAAAAGAAGCCCAAGACCGAAAGUUUGGAUAACUUUAUCCAAGAACUCAUUGAAGAGGAUAUUCCAAAGCCAGAACUGGAAGAAUACCAAGUCACUGUAGAUGAAUCCAAACCAUCGGAGGUGAAGAAACCCAAGAAAAUCAAGAAACAACACAAGAAAACCACUCAAGUGGUGGAUGGUGUGCCGACAACAGUUUACGAGGUUAUCAUCCAAGAGUUUGAAGUAGAUCAGGAGGAUCUUAAGCCAUAUGAAGUGGUAGAGGAGAGUGAUCAUGAAGACAUCGAGGAAGCUCCCAAGGAUCUGGAAAUUAAGCUCGUUGAAGAGAAACCCAAGCCCAAGCCCAAGCCCAAGAAAUCAGCAAAAAUAAAUGUUCUGGAAGAGGAAAAGGUAGAACCCAUCAUUCAAGACAUCUCUGAAGUGGUUGAAGUCCGUGUCACCGAAGAGGAUGGUGUUCCACAGAAGGUUGAGGUUCGAAAGAAGAAGGUCUCUAGGAAACAGGGACCCAAAGAACAGAUCUUUGUGAUCACAGAGACCAUAACGAAUGAUGAACCUUUGUCGGAGAUAUCCAUUGUAGAAAUUACAGAGGAAGAACCCAAGGAGGAUGUUCCAGAGCUCAAGGAAAAGAAACCCAUCAAGAAACCCAAGAAACUGAAACCCGAAGAAGUGAAGGAUUAUGUGAUUAAUGUUCUCGAAGAAUUUGUGGAGCCCUACAAGUUUGAGGAGCCCGUCAUUGAGGACCUUUCGGAAACUGUGGAAAUCACCAAAGUCACCGAAGAGGAUGGCACUGAGAAGAAGGUUGAGGUCAAAAAGAAGAAGGUUUCGCGUAAACAGGGACCUAAGGAGCAGGUCUUCGAGAUCACCGAAACCAUCACGAAUGAUGAACCUCUGGCGGAGGUAACCAUCAUCGAAAUUACCGAAGAAGAAAAACCGAAGGAAGCUGUUCCUGAAAUCAAAGAAACGAAGCCCAUCAAGAAACCCAAGAAACUCAAGCCAGAAGAUGUCAAAAACUACAUAAUCAAUGUGCUGGAAGAGUAUGUAGAGCCUUAUAAGUUUGAAGAGCUGCCAGAAGACGUUGAGAAGGUACAACCAAUCAUUGAAGACAUCUCCGAAUCUGUGAAUGUUGUCAAGGUAACCGAAGAGGAUGGCACACAAAAGAAGGUGGAAACAAAGAAAAAGAAGAUUUCCAGGAAACAGGGACCCAAGGAGCAGAUCUUUGAGAUUACAGAAACUAAAACGAAUGAUGAACCUCUGGCGGAGGUAACCAUAGUGGAAAUUACAAAGGAAGAAAAGCCUGAGGAGCAUGUUCCAGAGAUCAAAGAAAAGCAGCCCAUCAAGAAACCAAAGAAACUGAAACCUGAAGAUGUAAAGAAUUAUGUGAUCAACGUUCUUGAAGAAUUUGUGGAACCCUACAAGUUUGAAGAAUUUGAAAAGGAAGAACCCAUCAUUGAAGAACUUCGCGAAGUUGUGGAAAUUACACAAGUCACGGAAGAGGAUGGCAUUCCAAAGAGGGUGGAAGUGAAGAAAAAGAAGGUUUCCCGUAAACAGGGACCCAAAGAGCAGAUCUUUGAGAUAACCGAAACCAUUACAAAUGACGAACCCCUGGCUGAAGUUUCCAUUGUAGAAAUUACAGAGGUAGAACCCAAGGAGGAUGCUCCAGAGCUCAAGCAAAAGAAACCCAUCAAGAAACCCAAGAAACUGAAGCCCGAAGAAGUCAAGGACUAUGUGAUCAAUGUCCUUGAAGAAUUUGUAGAGCCCUACAAGUUUGAGGAGCCCGUCAUUGAGGACCUUUCGGAAACUGUGGAAAUCACCAAAGUCACCGAAGAAGAUGGCACUGAGAAAAAGGUUGAGGUCAAAAAGAAGAAGGUUUCGCGUAAGCAGGGACCUAAGGAGCAGGUCUUCGAGAUCACCGAAACCAUCACGAAUGAUGAACCUCUGGCUGAAGUUUCCAUUGUCGAGAUAACAGAGGAAGAAAAGCCUGAGGAAAAGGUGCCAGAGAUCAAAGAAAAGAAGCCCCUCAAGAAGCCAAAGAAACUGAAGCCCGAAGAUGUUCAAAACUAUAUCAUCAACGUGCUGGAAGAGUUUGUGGAGCCACAGAAGUUUAAGGAGGAGUUGGAAGAAUCCGAUGUUCCAGAGGAAAUUGUUGAAGUGAAACCGAAAACUCCAAAGCCAAAGAAACAUACUAAGAAACCCGAGGAGAAGCAAACCAUUCGCAUUGAGGAACUUGUCCCUGAAACUGUCAUCGAGGAUAUAAUCAACGAAAAGGGUGAGGAGGUCAAGCAGGUCAAGACCACCAAGAAACUCAAGAAGAAGGAUGGCCCCAAGGAGUACAUCAUUGAGAUCACAGAAACUUAUCAGGAGAACAAUCCCGAGGCCGUCAUUGAAUUCACAACGACUGAAGUGCCCUCGGAGGAAACAACACCAAAGGAUGCCGCAGUGGAGCAACCCGUGAAGAUUGUUCAAAAGAUCAAGAAGAAGAAACCUGUCAAGGACGAUCUGGACAAGUACAUCCAAGAGCUGAUCGAACAGGAGAUCACGAAAACUGAGCUGGAACAGUACGAGCCCACUGAGAUGGAUGACAAGCCCAAGAAGCCCAAAAAGAAGGUUAAGACACAUCACAAGAAAUCUGUCGAUGUUGUGGAUGGUUUACCGGUGACGAUUCAUGAGUUUAAUGUCGAGGAAAUCGAGCCAGAAGUGGAGAAACCCGAGGAGAUAGAACUGCUCCCAGAGGAUGUGCCGGAGCUGCCACAAAAGAUAGAGGACUCUACGCAAUAUUUAGUCAAUGUUUCGGAUGAAUUCUUGGAACCUCUGGAGGAAACUCCCGAAGAAAAACCCAAGCCCACAAAGAAGGAAAAGCCACAGAAAAAGAAAAAGGACAAAAAGGAGGAGCUUCCCGUUGUUCCCUUGGAGGAAAUUGAACAGACCGUUGAAGUUGUCGAGCAACCCGAUGAGGAGGGCACCAUCAAAGAGGUGACCAUCAAAAAGCGCAAGGUCUUGCGCCGCAAGGGUUCCAAGGAGCAGGUCUUUGAGAUCACAGAAACCACCACCGGUGAGGAUCAACCUAUUGCUGAGGUGACGGUCACUGAAGUGACCGCCGAUGAGGUGGAAAUCACCGAAGAAAAACCCAAACCAGUGAAGAAGAAUCUCAAGAAGCCAAAGCAAUUGCAGAAGGAUGAAAUUGAGGAAUAUGUCAUCAAUGUUAUUGAGGAAUUCGUGGAGCAGGCCCCGAUUGAAACUGUAGAAAGUGAGCCAGAAGAAAUUCUGGAGGAAAAGCCCAAGAAAACAAAGAAAGUACCCAAGAAAUAUACAGUCACUGAAACAGAUGAAGAGGCGGACGUGCAGAAACCUGAAGUACCAAAGGAAACUUUCGUGGAAACUAUGGAAAUAGUUAUUGAAAAGCCGGAGGAAACUCCAGCCUAUACAAUCGGUGUUACAGAGGAAACUUCCGUAGAAGAAAAACCCAAGCCAAAGUCCAAAAAACCAUCGAAACCUAAGACUCAAAAGCAACCCUCACAAGAGGAAUCCCCAGAGUAUCUCGUGAAAGCCACUUCCGAGGAGCAUGUGCCCGAAGAAGACUUCCCCGAACACACAACCAUCGUUCUAGACUCGGAAGAGCCAACGCCUUUGGAGGCACCAACCUUCCAGAUCCAGGAACUUCAAACGGAGGCUGUGGAACAGCAAGUCACAGACGACAAAGGAGAAACCACCAAGCAGACUGUCACAAAGCGAAAGAUCAAGAAGCAGGUGGGUCCCAAGGAGGAGAUAAUUGAAAUUGUCGAGACCACGAAGGAGGGAGAAACACCCGAAUACGAGGUCAUAGUGCACACCGAAGAGGUGGAACCUAUAAAGGAAGACAUACCAAAGGAAGAGGCACCCAAGAAGGUUAAGAAAACAAAGAAGGUCCCCAAGGACGACCUUCACGAUUAUAUUCAAAAACUCAUCGAGCAGGACAUACCCAAAACGGAGUUGGAAAAGUACGAAAAGAUCGACUUGGAUGAGCCGGUCAAAAUGAAAAAGAAACCCGUAAAAAAGGUCAAAGUUCGGGAGGAAAUACCCACCGAAAAACCACAAGAAUCCGAAGAAGAAACAUCCGCUCCCGAGGAAGAUCAACCAAAGGCAGAGGAGACCAAGGAAGAACCAAAACUAAAGAUCACUGUGCGCGAGUUUUCACCGGAGAAGCCCGAAGAAAAGACCUUUGAAAUCGUCGUGCUCGAGGAGACAGUAGAGAUUCAGAAGUUGCCGGAUGAGGAGGGUAAAAUCAGGGACAAGGUUGUCAAAACUAAGAAAAUUAAGCAGAAAAAGGGUCUCCAAGAGAUAGUUCACGAUAUUGUCGAGGUCACAGAUGCAGAUACAAAUGAAUCUGAGAUAACAGUCACCACGACAACUCCAUCGGAGGAAACCGUAGAUGUGGAGCCUGUGGUUAAGCAGAAACGUACCAAAAAGAUGAAAAAGGAUGAUGUUGAGGACUUUAUCAAGGCUGUGAUUGAGGAGGAAGCACCGAAACCCAUCGAACCAGAAGCUGUUGUGGCUGUCGCAGAGGAGACUCCCUCGAAACCUACGCCAGAAAAGCCCAAAAAGAAGGCCAAGAAGGAAAAGCCAGCCGCUGUAGAGGAGGACAAACCAGAACAAGAGAAAAUCUCCGUUGUAGAGAGUGUGCCAGAGGAAACGCCUCAACUAGAAGAGGAUGUCUUUACUGUGGAGGUUUCCGUUCCGAUUGUAGAAGAACCUGAACUUGAGAUCCAACAAACGGAGGAAGCUCCAAAGCCUGAAAAGAAAAAGAAGCCAAAGGCAAAGGUAGUCGUUGCUGAGGAAGAACCCAAGGCAGAAACACCUGAAGAGCCUCUAGAAGUUAUAGAAAUCGAAUCUGAGCCUGAGAAACCAGAAGAUCAAACAUUCAGCAUCUCCAUCAAGGAGGAAACCGCAUCCGAGGAAAAACCCACAAAGAAAAAGACAACCAAGAAGCCACACGAAGCCCCCGAGACCACACCACUUGAAUCCUAUGAAAUUUCCAUCAAGGAAAGUUCCCCAGAACCGCUGGAAGAAAAACCAUUCACCAUCGAAGUCAUCGAAAGCGAACCGGAGGUCAGGGAGACCACAGAUGAAGCUGGCGAGACCCACAAGGAGGUCACCACCAAACGCAAGAUCAAGCGACCUGAUGGCGAGGGUGAAAUUGAAAUCAUAGAAGUCCUCAGGGAUGAUCAGCCUGAAGCGGAAAUCACAAUUGUGGAAUACGAGCCCGAAGCACCCGCAAAGCAGGAUGAGAAGCCCAAGGAACCCAAAAAGAAAACCAAGAAGGUGAAGAAGGACGAUAUCCAUGACUACAUACAAAAGCUCAUUGAUAUGGAAACGCCCAAAACCGAGUUGGAGAAGUAUGAGAAAUUCGAUUUUGAACCGACAGUCAAGGAUACACCAACGGAGAAACCCAUUGAAGUGAUGGAAGAAGCUCCCGUGGGCAAGCCAAAGAAGGACAAGAAACCGAAACACAAAGAAGCGCUGAAGGAAGCGUCUCCUGUUCCCGAAGAACUGGCACAGGUGAAGAUCGUCGAGGUUGAAGCUCCUGUAGAGCCUGUCCUGCCCGUUGAGAUUGUUGAGGUCCAGCCGGAGGAGGUUCAAAUCCAGGAGAUUGUCACGGAAGAGGGAAAACCCAUCCAGGAGAAGACCACCAAGCGGGUACUGAAGAAAAAGGGACCCAAGGAAGAUACCACAUACAAGAUAACAACCAUUGAAAGUGAGGAUAAUGACUCCGUGAUGGUUAUUGUCGAUGAGGAGCCACAGCCAGAGGCAGUCGUUGUGCCAGUGGAAGAACAGCCCGAAGAAAACGAAACGAAACCCAAGCCGAAGCCCAAGAAAACAGUCAAGAAGGUAAAGAAGGAGAAUCUAGAUGAUUAUGUUAAGAAAUUAAUAGAAGAGGAAACACCAAAAGAAACUCCUCAAGAGUUAGUAGAAGAGGUUCAGCCAGUAGUGGAAGAAGUUCUUCCGGUAGCAGAGGAAUCUCUUCCAGUAGAGGAAGUUCCCGACUCAACCAAACCCCAAACAAAGAAACCAAAGACCCAAAAGAAACCCAAGACAGAGACAGACGAACCCACAGAGCAGACGACAUACGUGACGACUGUAGAGAUACCCAAAGACGAUGAGGAAGAGAGCACACCAACAACAACAGCAACACCGAUACAUGCACAAGAAUCACAUGAACCCGAGGACACAGCCACUGCACAAAUUACACCGCAAGAUGAGGCUACAACAGCACAGAAAACAAUUAAACAUAAACAGAAAACAAAACCCGAAACACACAAAGAUAUCGUAGAGCCAACAACAAGUGAAGCAACAGAGGUACACAAAGACUAUCAAAUCAACAUUAUUCAUGAGGAGCCCAUCGUCGAAGAGGAGGAGGAGCCCGAGAAGAUCCAUGAGAUACGCGUAAUCGAAGAAGUCUCAGAGAUUGAGGAAUCCCAACCCAUUAUUGAGGAAGUGGAGGAAGAGGAGGAGCAACCCAUCGCCGAAGACCAACCCGAGGAUGUCACCAAACCCAAGACCAAAAAGAAAAAGAUUAUCAAAAAGAAGACCGAUGAUCAUGAUGAGAUUAUCCGCAAAUUGCUGGAGCAAGAGAUCGAGAAAACAGAGCUAGAAAAGUACGAGAAAAUCGAUUUCGACCUGCCCAAGAAACUGAAACCAGAAUUCGCGAACCUCGAACCUAUGAAAAUCGUUCAAAAGGAUCAGAAACCCACGAAAGUGACGAUUGUAGAGGCCGCCGAGGUACCGAAACAGGUGAAGCUAAAGCCUGGCAAACGCAAGGAAAAACCCACCGAAGAGCAGUCCGUACAGUUGCCCAAAUUCCGUCUCAAGACCCGCAUGGUCACGGUAGAAUAUCCACCGGCGCCAUUGAUACCCAAGCUAACCGAAAUUGGAGCCACAAAGGACAAUGGUGAGCUCUCCCGCAACAUCGAAGAGGCUGAGGAGGCGCUCAAGUUCAAGAAACCAAAGACCAAGAAGAUCAAAAAGAUCAAGGACGACCUGGAGAAGGUUGAGCUAGAGAAGUACGAGAAGUAUGUCAGCAGCGAGGAGGAGUCCGAGGAGCCGAAGCCCUACCAGAAGCCAGAAAAGACUCCCAAGCCCGAGGAGAAGCAAGAAGAAGUAAAAAUAAAGCUUGGAAAGGGCAAAAAGAAGCCCAAGGAGGAGGAACAGUCAGAGAAUGUUACCCUCAAGAAGAUUCCACAGAAGACACAGGAAGUCGAAGAGGAAGUGGAACUCCAGCGCAAGCCCAAGGAAGUCGUUGUGGUCGAGGAACAGCCCAAGGAGCCCAAGGAAGGACACUUUGAGGUGCCAGCCUUCCAGCCCGUAGACUUUGAAACUUCGGAAUAUGUGCCCGAGGAACUGGAACCCAUUGAACAUCCCGAAAAGCCCGAGAAACCAAAGAAACCCACAAAGACCAAGUACAAGCCCAAGGAUAAGUCCAAACCAGAGCCGGAAACAAUUAUCUCAGAGAUUGUGCCAGGUGUGCCCAAGGAAGAAGAGGAGGUACCCGAACAGGAGGUCAAGUUCCGCAUUCCCGAAAGUGAAGCUCCAGAGGAGACCGACUCUCAAAUCAAACUGAAGCCAGUGCCAAAGGUGCCAGAGGCUGAGGCACCCGUUGAGGCGGCCAUCGUCCAACAAAAGGAGGAGGAACCCAAAGCAGAAGAGAUUCCAGAGAUUCCCCAAGAGGAAGCCAAGAAAGCAAAGAAGCCCAAGGCCAAAAAGGUACAGCCAAAGGAGGAGGAGGUCACCGAGGAAGUUCCGCAAGAGUUUGAGGUCUCCGUGAAGGAGGAAGAGGCCCCAGAGGAGGUUCCCAUUGAAGAAGAAAAGCCCAAGGAGGUUAAGAUAAAGCAAAAGAAACCCAAGGAGGCGCCUGUAGCCCAAGUGGAGGUCACGGAGGAGGCACCGCAGCCUGAGGAAGUGCCCGAAGAGAUUCCCGUCGAGUACAAAAUCACAACCACAGUCCUGGAACCCGAAGAGGCGCCCAAGGAGCACAAGGUACGUGUCAUCGAUUCCGAUGAACGCCACGAAACCACCGAAGAAGUCAUCGAAGAGAAGGUUGUGACGCGCCGCAAGAAACCAAAGCCACAGCAACCCGAAGAGUACGAGGUCACGCUGCAAGAGCCACAGGUGCAAGAACCAGAGGUUGAAGAGGUCACCGCCGAGGUCACCAUUCCCGUGGAGAAACCUGUCGAGGAAACGGAGGAGUUCCAAGUUGAAUUGAAGCUCACAGAACCCACACCCGAAGAACCUGCGCCCCAAGAGAUCAAGGUCAAGGAGAAGGCCAAGAAAAAACCUGCAAAGGAGGUCAAAGAAGAUAAGAUUGUGGUCGUGGAAGAGGAAAAGAUACAACCUGUCGAAGAGGUGGAAACCGCAGUGGAGGAGAAACCAGAGGAAAAGAAAAAGACAAAGAAACCAAAGUCCUACGAAUUCAGUGUCACAGAAACGGAAGCUCCCGUCGAGGAAAAGCCCGUGGAAGUGAUCGAAGAAACUCCACAAGUAGAGGAGGAGAAGCCCGAAGAAAAGGUUAUCGAGUCCUACGAUUCAUAUGAAAUCAAGGUCAAGGAAACAGAGCCUGAAAAGGUCACACCGGUUGAAGAACAACCCGAGGAGGAGGAAGCACCCGCCGAGGCAGUCUUCAAGCGUAAACCCAAACCCCAACCCGAAGCAGUGGAGGCCGAAUUUGUUGUGACAGAACCCAAGAAAACGGAGGAAAUCCACGUGGAAACUGAAAUCAAACAAAAGAAGACCAAAAAACCAAAGAAAACCGAAGAGGCAGCCGCUGAAUUGGAGAUCAAGGUUGUGGAAACGGAGGCAGCACCCGAACUGCCCGAAGAAGUGCCCGAGGAAAUCCAACCACAACUUGUGGAAAAGGAGGAAAUUGUGGAAGAAAAACCACAAGAGUUCACGGUACGUGUCUCGGAAACGGAAGCUCCAGAGAAACCCGUCGAGGAGCCACAAAGUGAGGCACAGUUCACGGUCAAGAAGCGCAAGCAGUCGGUGACCUUUGCCGAUGAGCCGGCCACAGAGAUAAUCAUCAAGGAGACCCGACCCAUCGAAGAGGUCACAGAGGAGGCCCAAAUCAAGACCAAGAAACCGAAAAAGAAGGUCAAGGAAGUGGCCGCCGAAGAGCUAAAGAUUCAAAUCACAGAGGAAAUUCCCGAGGAGGUUCCCAUCAUCGAAGAGGUCGAGGAAGUGGUCACUGAAAUCAAGGAAGUUGUCGCUCCCAAGGUGGAGGAUAAGACCUACACGAUUGGCGUCACGGAAACGGAAGCUCCCGAGAAACCUGUCGAGGAGAUUCCACAGGAGGAAGAGGUCGUUGUUGAACCAAUUGUCGAAGAACCUGAGCCCCAAGUCUACCCAGAGCAUAAGGUGAAGGUGAUUGAGGAGACGCCAAGGGAAAUUGUGGAAGAAUCCAUUGAGGAAGAGGUUAAGGUGAUUCGCAAGAAGAAACCCAAGCCAGAGGUUAAGGAGGAACCCGAGGCCGCAGUCUCUAUUCCCGCUCCAAAGCCCGUCGAAGAGGUUGAAGCUGUUUCCAGCAUCACCAUCGUGCCCGAACAACCCACCGAAGAAGAGGCCGCCGAACUCAAGAUCACCAUCAUUGAAGAGCAGGCACCCGAGGUGGAGCUUGUCCAAGAGAUUGAGGAAAUCGAAGAGGUUCCCACAGUGGAGGAGCUGCCCGAGGAGCAAGUCACGCUGCAAAAGAAGAAAAAGAAGGUGCCAGUUGUUGCUCCCGAAGUGGUGGAAGAGCCCGAGGCAGAGUUUGUGUUGAAACCCAAGCCGGUCGUGGAAGAGGUCUCCGAGGAGGCCAAAAUCAAGAAGAAGCCCAAGAAGGCAGCACCUGUGGAGGAGGCUGCCGCUGAGCUGCAGGUAACCAUCACAGAAGAGGUGCCCGUCGAGCCAGAGCUGGUUCAGGAGAUCAUUGAGGAAAUCGAAGAAGUGCCCGAAGAAGUACCCCAAGAGAAACCCAAAGAGUACAAGUUCGGCAUUAAGGAGACCGAACCAGAGAUUGAAGAGGUGGCAGAAGUGGCUCUUCCAAAGAAAAAACCCAAGGAAAAACCAGUCGUAGAAGAACCCGAAGCUGAGGUCACACUCAAACCCAAACCAAAGGUCGAAGAGGUGCAGGAAGAGGCAAAGAUUGUCAAGAAAAAGCCCAAGAAGCCCGUGGAAGAAGUCGCCGCCGAAGAACUAACCGUCAAGAUCGAAGAGGAGGUCAUACCCGAACCCAUUGUGGAAGAAGAAAUCGUGGAGGAAGUGCAAAUUAAGAAAAAGAAGGCACCCAAGGUGGAACCCGUACCCGAGGAUAUAGUGGAUGCUGCUGUGAUUAAACUCAAGAAACCCGAACCUGUCGAGGACGAAGAAGUGGUUGCUGAGGUCACACUAAAGCCCAAGGCGCCCAAGGAGAUUCACGAAGAAGAAUUCUCUGUGGAUGUGAAGCUGCCAAGGGAAAAGACCGUCACCGAAGAGACCUCCGAUCAAACAGUGCAACUGAAAAAGAAGAAAAAGCCACAGAAACCCGUAGAAGAAGCCGCCGAUGAGUUGAAGCUGCAGCAAACGGUCGUGGAGGAGAGGCCCGUGGAAAUCGAAGAGGAAGAAAUCGUCGAAGAGGCCAUCGUUAUGCGCCGCAAGCCCAAGAAACCUUUCGAACCAUCGGUGGAGGAGCAUGAGGAAACCGAGUUUAGUCUCUCGUUCAAGAAGCCCCACACCAUCACUGAGGGUGUGGAGGAGACGGGCACAGUCCUGAAGAAGCGCCCCGUGAAGCCACAAACCUUGGACGAGGCUGCCGCCGAGUUGUCCAUCAAACGCCAGGAAGAAGAGUACGAAGAGGGCGAGGACAUUGAGGAGUUUGUUGUCAGUGCCAAGGCCAAGAAGAAGCCUCUGCAAAUCACCGAAGAGGACGAGGAAGCCUACACGGUCAAGAAGCAACUGCGCCGUAAGAAGGUGGACAUUCCAGAGUAUGGAGAAACCGAGAACGUGACCUUCCGUGCGAGAACAACAAAGACCAAGGAGGAUGUCGAUCAGGAGUUCAAUAUUGCUCUCGAUUCCUAUGCCGAGGAGGAGGUCUCAAUGUCGGGCAAGAUUAAGAUCAAGAAACCCAUCAAAAAGACCUACAAUGAGGCUGCCGAUGAGGCCAAGAUCAAGAUCAUGCAGGACUAUGAUGAUGGACAGGAGCAAAUCAUCGAAGAAAUACGCGACGACGAGGAUACCAUCGAUGAGGUGGAAGAACCCGAAGAGUACAUGGUGGAAGAACUCCCACCAGACGAGGUGGACUUCAAGCUGAAGCCCAAGAAGCAGGCAAAGCCCAGCUAUUCCGUGCAAGAUGAGGAGGAGGAACAAUUCCUAAUUGGCAUUCGUCAGCCCAAGCGAGAUUCCAUAACGUACGAUGAGGAUUCGCUCACAUUCAAAAAGAAGCGAAAGGUUAUACAACAACUGUACAAUGAAGAUGGAGCAUCUCUGAAUAUCACCAGGGAAAUGAAUGUUGAAGAAUCGGAAAAUCCCAAUAUCAUGUAUUCGAUAUGCAAUUACAUUGCCGACAACGAUGAGGCCAUCAAUCUGGUGGAAGGUGAAAAGGUCACUGUGGUGGGUCGCCACAGCUCCGAGUGGUGGUACGUGAAGAAGAGCAUCACCGAGGAGGAGGGCUGGGUGCCCGCCCAAUAUCUAAUGGAGCCCGAGGAGUAUGCCCAAUAUGUGCAGAAUAAACUUCACGAGAAGAUUGACAAGCUGCCAGUGUUUGAACGUCCCGGACCCGAAGACAAGCCCAUUGCCCCGCGUUUCAUUGAGAAACUGCAGCCCAUCCACACACCCGAUGGCUACACGGUGCAGUUCGAGUGCAAGGUUGAGGGCAGCCCAAGGCCACAGAUUGCCUGGUUCCGCGAGACGGCCAUCAUUAAGCCCUCUCAGGAUUUCCAAAUCUUCUACGACGAUGAUAAUGUCGCAACUUUGAUCAUUCGCGAAGUGUUCCCCGAGGAUGCUGGCAAAUUUACGUGCGUGGCAAAGAAUGCCGCUGGUUUCACAUCCAGCACCACGGAACUGAUUGUUGAGAGUCCACUGUCGGAUCAUGGCUCGGAUGCCACUGCCUUGUCGCGUCGCAGCAUGUCCCGUGAAUCCUCACUGGCCGACAUUCUAGAGGGUAUACCACCCACCUUCUCGAAGAAACCCAAGGCCCAGUAUGUCGAUGAGAACACGAAUGUGAUUCUCGAGUGUCGUUUGGUGGCGGUACCAGAGCCUGACAUUGUGUGGACCUUUAACGGCGAGGACAUUGACGAGGAGGAGAUCAAAAACAUUCGAAUUGUCACCGAAUCCGAUAUGCACAUGUACUGCAGCGUGGUGCACAUAACCAAGGUGAAGAAAUCACAAGAGGGUGUCUACGAGGUGAUUGCCACGAACCGCGAGGGUGAGGCACGUCUGCCCAUCACACUCAAGGUGCGCACCACUGAGAAGGAGGCGCCACAGAUCCUCGAACCGCUGCGCAACAUGGUCAUACGUGAGGGCGAAAGUGUCGUGCUGUCCACGCACAUUGUGGGCAAUCCACCGCCAAAGGUUACAUGGUAUAAGGACGGAAAACCCGUAAAGAAUGCCAAAUCUGAUAAGGAUUUGCAUACCUUAACGUUGAUAACACCGAAAAAAUCCGAAAAGGGCGAGUACACGGUAAAGGCUGUCAAUCCUUUGGGCAGCGUGGAGACCACAGCAAAUCUAACAAUUGAAGAACCCACGAGUGGAAAUGCAGAGCCGCCGCUAUUCGUGGAACGUUUUGAGGAACAAAAUGUCCCCCAAAAGGGUGAGAUACGUCUACCCGCCAAGGUGUCAGGCAAUCCAGUGCCCGAGGUUCAGUGGCUGUUCAACAAUGCCCCACUGUUCCCUAGCGAACGCAUUCAGCAGAUCUACGAUGGCGAAACUAUCGAACUGAUCAUCAAGGAUGCCAAUCCAGAGACUGAUUCCGGGGACUACAAGUGCAUUGCCAGCAACCCGAUUGGCAAGACAUCGCACGGUGCACGUGUCAUAGUGGAGGUCGAUGAGGUGACAUUUACCAAGAAACUAAAGAAAACUAUCACCAUCGAGGAGGUGCAAUCGCUGACCCUCGAGUGUGAGACGUCGCAUGUUGUCACCACCAAGUGGUUCUUCAACGGCAAGGAGCUCUCCGGCAUGGAUCAUCGUGUGGUUGUCGAGGAUGGAAAGACCCAUAAGCUGGUCAUUCGUAACACCAAUCUACGCGACUCUGGCACGUAUGUGUGCAAGGUUAAGAAGCAAGAGACAACCUCCACUGUGGAGGUACUGCAGCGUAAGCCCGACUUCAUCAAGGUGCUCGAGGAUUACGAGGUAACCGAGAAGGAUACAGCCAUUCUGGAUGUAGAACUGACCACAGAAGCCACCGAAGUCAUUUGGUUCAAGGAUGGAGAGAAGAUCACAAUCGAAAAUAAGAAUGUGGAAUUCAUCAAGGAUGGCAAAUCCCGUCGUCUGGUCAUUCGUGACACCACCAUACACGAUGAGGGCGAAUAUACCUGCAAAAUCGAAGGCCAUGAAUGCUCCUGUGAGCUGACGGUCAUUGAACUACCGCCCGAGAUCAUCCGUCCCUUGGAGGAUGUCUCCGUUACAAAGGGUGAGAAUGCCAUCUUUGAUCUGGAACUGAGCAAGGGCGAUGCCCUAGUUAAGUGGUUCAAGAAUGGCAAGGAAUUGGUGUUCAAUGAACGCAUCCAACUGGCCAUCGAUGGCAAAAAGCAAUCUCUACGCAUAGUGAAGGCAAAGCCAGAGGAUGCUGGGGAAUAUUCCAUUCAAGUGGGUGAACAAACCUCAAAGGCGACGCUGACAGUGGAGGAACCGCUGGUGGACUUUGUCAUCCGCCUGCCCGAUGUCACUUUGGCCACCAAAACCACCGAUGCCGAGUUCACUGUAGAGCUGUCGCAGCCCGAUGUGGAGGUUACAUGGUACAAAAAGGGUAAACCCAUCAAACCCAAUCCGAAACACGAGGUGUUUGUUGAGGGCACUGUCCGUCGGUUGGUCAUCCAUGAUGCCAACGAUGAGGAUGCUGGCGAGAUCAGCUGUGUGGCCGAGAAUGUCACCAGCAGCACAAAGCUGUGCGUUGAAGAGCUCAAGCUGCCGCCCGUCAUUACCUCUGACAAGGAGCAAACGCUGAAGGUAAAGGAGAACGAUGAUGCCACAUUCACUGUCAAGUACACGGGCGGUGCACCGCAACCGGAGGCCAUUUGGACCACUCGCAACGUUGUCAUACCCAAGUCAAAGCGCGUUACACCAACAAUUGAUGAACAGUCCGCCACAUUGACCCUGCGUAAGGUUGUCGACGAUGAUGAGGGCCAAUAUACGGUGAAGCUGGUGAAUCCCGUGGGUGAGGCAGAGGCCAGUUUACAUUUGGUUAUUAUGCGCAAACCCACGGCACCUGGCACACCACAGCCCCUGGAGGUGAUGCAUGACUCCAUUACGCUGUACUGGAAGGCACCCGAGGAUGAUGGAAAGUCCGAAAUCAUUGAAUACAUUCUGGAAUAUCAUGAUGUUAAGGAAGAAAAAUGGACUGAAAUACGUAAAAUCAAGGAUACCACAUAUACAAUUUCGAAGCUGAAGAUUGACACGGAAUAUGUGUUCCGUUCGAUUGCUGUGAAUGAAGUGGGACCAUCGCCGCCAUCGCCACACUCGCCGCCCAUUCGACUGGUGCCAAAGGUCGAAACGGAGGCACCCAGUGUACGCGAAGCACUGCAAGAUCUGACGAGUGAACUCGACAAGGAGAUCACAUUGUCCUGCGUGUUUGGUGGCAUUCCAGAGCCCAAGGUUGUGUGGAAGAGGAACGGAGAGGUGUUCGAGUCGACAAGUUUGCGCUACGAGAAUCGUGUGGCCAAAUACAUUAUCGAAAAGACAACAAUUGAGACUGAAGCCACGUACACGUGUGUGGCUAGCAAUGAGAGGGGCUCCGUGGAGACCUCCUGUAGACUGAAGCUGCAACAGAGGCCCGUCGUUGAGGUGGAGGACAAGUAUCUGCAACAGAAGCUCCGUACGGGCAGCACACUGACCAUUCCAGCAACGGUGCGCGGCUAUCCACGGCCCACGGUCACAUGGCACAAGGACACCAUCGAGCAGAAGACCGUGUCCAUAGAGACCACAGAGACUACAUCCACGUAUUCCGUGAAGAAAUUGACACGCGAACACUCGGGCAAGUACAAGGUGACGGCCACCAACGAAUCGGGCUCCUCGUAUGUCGAGUGCACGGUCCAGGUGAUCGAUAAGCCCAGUCGCCCACAGUCCCUGGAGAUUAAGGAUGUGAAGAAGGACUCCAUCAUCUUGGAGUGGACACCACCGGUGGAUGAUGGCGGUCUGGACAUCAACAAGUACACGCUGGAGAAGUGCGAUGUCCAAAAUAAUGUGUGGAUGAAGGUCUCUGACUUUGACAAGGACAUUCAUUCGUAUGCCAUUCAAAAGUUGUCCAUAAACUCGCAGUACAUGUUCCGUGUGGUGGCCGCCAAUCCCAUUGGUGAGUCGGAACCCACGGAAUCGGAGACGGUGACGAUAACCAAGAAGUUUGAAAAACCUUCACCCCCGCGUGGCCCCACCAACGUCUCUGGCAUGAACGACACUUCCUUUACCCUGGCCUGGGAGCCAUCGGAGAGCGAUGGUGGCUCCAAGAUACUCGAAUAUAUUGUAGAGAUCAGGGAAGAGACUGAAACCAUCUACCGUUCGGUGGGCAUUACCCUGGGCACUGUCACGAAUAUUCAUGUGGAGAAGGUUCUGCGUACAAAGGGCUACUUCUUCAGGAUUUAUGCCCGCAAUGAGGCAGGCACCAGCGAGGCAUACGAGACCACAGAAAAGAUUCUAGUGGGUCGUAAAAUAACUAAUGAAAAUGCACCGCCAUCGCCGCCACAGAAUCUGCGAGCCCCAGAUGUCACGAGCCGCAGUGUGACCCUCGAUUGGGAGGUCCCAGCGCGCAAUGGUGGCUCCGAAAUUACAGGCUAUUGCGUGGAGAAACGUUCAUCGACAUCAACGACCUGGACAAAGGUCAUAACACUAGAUGCACAUCAGCUGCAUUAUACGAUCGAUAAUCUGAAAGAGAAAUGCGAAUACUGGUUCCGUGUCUCGGCGGAGAAUGAGAUGGGUCUGGGUGCGCCAGCCGUCACCGAAAGCAUAUCCCUCAAGACACAUGCCACCGUUCCCUCACCACCCACUGCCCCACUGGAGGCGCGUGUUCUCGCUGCCAAUGCUCACAUAUUCGAAUGGGGUAUACCCGAGUCAGAUGGAGGUGCACCACUGCUCGGCUAUCACAUUGCCAUACGUGACAUGAAGAAGACCAUGUGGAUCGAGGUGGGUCGUGUGCCGGCGGGUGUGCAACGUUUCCAGAUUCGUGAUUUGCAAGAGAAUCACGAGUACAUGAUACGCAUAUUCGCCAAGAAUGAGAUCGGUUUGAGUGAACCACUGGAAUCGGAAGAGCCCUACAAGGUUAUGACAGCAGGUCAUGAAAGCCUACCCGAUGAGCCACGCACAGAGAUGAGCACUUGCAACACCUCGUCGUGGCUGAGGGAUCAUAACAUGGAUGCUGAUAUCCAUUCAUAUGCUCGGGGUAGGCUCCUGCAACGCGAUGAGUACUUCUUCAGGCUGUGGGCGCAAAUACCCAGCAGCAGCAAAAAGAAGAAGAGCCUCAAAUAAGCCUCAGCAAGAGAAAAAAACAAAAAAC
Molecule: messenger RNA, 24073 nt
Organism: Drosophila guanche
Lineage: Eukaryota; Metazoa; Arthropoda; Insecta; Diptera; Drosophilidae
Product: titin-like
Exons: 18
Molecular function (GO): protein binding
Source: RefSeq, a predicted model, not a curated record